Molecule: messenger RNA, 1509 nt
Organism: Lethenteron reissneri (Far Eastern brook lamprey)
Lineage: Eukaryota; Metazoa; Chordata; Hyperoartia; Petromyzontiformes; Petromyzontidae
Product: deoxyribonuclease gamma-like
Biological process (GO): DNA catabolic process
Cellular component (GO): nucleus
Molecular function (GO): deoxyribonuclease I activity; DNA binding
Source: RefSeq, a predicted model, not a curated record
GGCAGUCUGUGUGGCGGCUGCUGCUGCUGUGGGACUCGUGUGGAGGUGGGACUCGGGAGCGCAGGGCCCGCGUGUGUCACCGAGAUGUGCGAGAGGAGGACCCCGCGGGGCCGUGCCGGUGCUCUGUGGCUGCCGCUGCUGCUGUCCCUCGUGUGUGGUGGGGCAUCAUCGGACCUCAAGAUCUGCUCCUUCAACAUUCAGACGUUCGGCCAAGCCAAGGCAUCCAAGCCCCACGUGAUGGAGAUCAUCGUAAAGAUCAUAUCUCGGUGUGACGUCACACUCGUGAUGGAGAUCCGGGACUGCAAGAACUGUACACUCCCUCGCCUUGUGGAGCAACUCAACAACCAGCCCGGGGGGCAUCGCUACUCCUACGUGGCGAGCAAGCGCCUGGGACGGGGCUCGUACAGGGAGCAGUACGCGUUCGUGUACCGGAGCAACCUGGUAAAGCUGCGUGACUCCCACCAGUACAAGGAGAACGACGCGCAAGGGCCCUGCGUGUUUCUCCGCGAGCCCUUCUCGGUGCGUUUCCACUCACCCAGCACAGCGGUGCAGGAUCUGAUCCUGGUGGGCCAGCACACCUCGCCAAAGAGCGCCGUGUCGGAACUGCAGAAGCUGCACACCGUGUUUGAGGAAGUGGUGCAGCUCUGGGGAAACCAGAACGUGAUGCUGCUGGGAGACUUCAACGCCGCCUGCGGCUACGUCUCGGCCACCAACUGGUCCCACGUGCGCAUUCGGGGCCCGUCGUUUCACUGGGCGAUCGGGGACGAUGUGGACACCACGGUGAACAAGAACACGGAUUGCGCCUACGACCGAAUCGUGGUGCACGGGACGGAGUUACGCAGUGCGCUGGUUGCUGGAUCUGCGAGGGCGUUCAACUUCCAGAAGACGUAUGGGCUCAGCAAUGAGAAGGCCCUGGAGGUGAGUGAUCACUACCCCGUGGAGGUAAAGCUGAAGGUUCCGGUGCAUCAUCACGAGCUCUGAUCGCUUACCAACCGCCUUGCCAACUCACAAAGCCGUCAUUAACUUAACGCUCAGCUCUGGGCAGCUUUUGGGAUGGGAAUGAAACAUUAAAGUAGCUAAGAACCCCUGAAAAUUCAAGCAUCGUGUCAUUAAACCUGAAAAAACUAACUUUAUGUAAACAACAUAGAGCCGGAUGAAAUAUGAAAAUUCUCGGCUCCACAAUUCCGUAUUGUUGCUCUCCAAGUGACCACCUGUGGGAACAAGACAAAUGGUCAGAGGCAUAUUCUUUGCGCAGAGAGUUUAGGGUGAUAUUGUGAUACUGCUUUGCAAUGGUUUUAAACAGAUGCAUAGAUAAAGAAUGGCAUUCUAGCACAGCGGAGCGACGAGUGGGAUGUGUGCAAUUCUAGAGCUGUACCCUGGGCGCUCCAGAUAAACCUGCAGAGGAAUCUGCUCAACUGCACGGUUUCACUCCCACGGGCGUGCUGCUGCCUCGAGCCCGGGCUAGAGCAGGACUCUGGGCCUCGUCCAUAAAUAAAAUAUGUUACAGAU